Messenger RNA from Anopheles cruzii, 2676 nucleotides. RefSeq names its product protein pygopus (gene pygo). Bases 1 to 2676 code for a protein of 891 amino acids. The transcript has 2 exons. NCBI's taxonomy places the organism in Eukaryota, Metazoa, Arthropoda, Insecta, Diptera, Culicidae. The record is from RefSeq and is a predicted model, not a curated record.
AUGACACACAACCUUGGCAUGGCGUCGUAUCGGUUGCCUGGACCCGGACUGUGUCCGCCAGAUUUCAAGUCGCCCUCCGAGUCGCCUCAGUUACCGAUCGCCGCACCGAGCAAUCCGAAGAAGCGGAGAAAAACGUCAAACGCCGCGAACGCGAAUGCCGUCACGACGCAGCCCACGCCGACGCCCUCGCCGCAAGAUCUCCUGCCACCGCCGCCCACCGGCUACGGCGAUACGAUCGUAGCCUCGAAUCCGUUCGACGACACCCCGCCACCGUCGGCUGCCGGGCCGCACCUGGGACACAUGGGACACCCGCACGGUGGCCACGGUGGUCCCGGGGGCCCCGGCCCAAUGAUGGGCCAUAUGGGUGGCGGUGGAAUGGUUGGACAUGGCGGCGGACCGAUGGGCCCCAUGAAUCACAUGGGCCCGAUGCACGCCCACCAUAUGGGUGGCCCACCGAUGGGUGGUGGACAUCCGCACGGAGGACCCCCGCACGGUCACGCACCACACGGUGGUCCAAUGGGUGGCGGAGGUGGCGGUGGUGGUCACGGAGGAGGCGGCAUGCCACCGCACGGUAUGCCGCCGCACGGGAUGGGCCACGGUCCGGGCCAUGGUCCCGGCCAUGGCGGAUCUCCACAUCCCGGAAUGGGGCCCGGAGGUCCACACGGAGGGCCCCCGGGUGGUGGAAUGGUAGGUCCCGGCGGACCGCAAGGGCCACCGAUGCGUGGCAUGAGUCCGAUGGGGCUAGGCAACCACCCCGGAAUGGGGCACCCCGGGAUGCACAUGAACGCGGGUGGCGGUAUGGGCCAAAUGGUCGGCGCAGGAAUGGGACCGCACGCGAUGGCACGGGGAGGAGGCGGCAUGAGCCCGAUGGGCACGAUGCCCGGCGCCCAGAUGGGAGGCCUGAGUCCGAUGGGAGCGGCGGCCGUUGCCAUGAACCAGAGCAUGUCGCCGAUGGGGCCGAUGGGUGGCCUUUCGCCCAUGAGCCAGCAGCAGCAGCAGCAGAUGGGCGCCAAAUCCGUCGGCAGUCCGAUGAGUGGAGGAAACAUCGGGAGCCCGAUGAACUCGGUGCCGGGCAUGGGCUCGCCGCACGGCCCGGGCGGUGGCCAGGGAGGCGGUAUGCUCGGGAGCCCGAUGAACACGAGUGGUGGCCACAUGAGCAACGGACCGAUGGGACCCCCGAUGAACAGUCCGCUCGGGAACGGGCCACCGAACCAUGUGCCACUCGGACCCAACUCCGCCGGCCACCAACAGAGUCAACAGCAGCAGCAGCCCCCCGGGGGCGGCGUGUCGGCGGCCAACGUGACCGUCGGUGGCCAGACGUCACCGAACGUGGUGGUGAGCGGGGCGGGCGGUGUCGGUGGCGUAGGCAUGAACAGUAGCAGUAGCAGAAUGAACCUACCGAAUGGUGCAAUGACAAAUCAGCAAUCAGGGAAUCUAAAUCAAUUACCUCAUCAACUCGGACCGAUGGGCGGUGCGAAUCAGCAGCAAGGCGGUGGAGGAGGACCGGGCGGACCGCAGCAGAAUAGCAGUAACCAGGGGCAGGGACCGAACAUCAACAAUCAAGGGCCGCAACAGCAGCAAAGUGGUGGCCAGUCGUCGUCGCAACCGUUGCAACCUCAUCCACCGUCGCAUGGCGGAGUCGGCGGCGGCGGCGGCGGUGGUGGUGCCGCGGGUCAACACCAACUACCCCUCCCGCAACAGUCACCGCAUGCCCAGCAUCACAGUCAGGGUGGGCCCGGAGGGGGUGGUGCGCCAGGACAGCAGCAGCAGAUGAAUGCUAUGGUCGGUGGGCCGAUGGGUGGCGCCGGUGGUGGCAUGGGCAUGGGUGGCGUGAACUCGAUGGGCGGCGGCGGCGGCGGCGGAAUGAACCAUCACCACUCUCCGCAUCAUCAUCAUCACCACCACCAUCAUCACCAUCCCGGUGGACACCAUCAUCCGGGGAACCACCAGCAGAACCCGAUGGGGAUGGGAGGCGGCGGUGGACCACCGAACAAUAUGCACCACCACAUGGGCGGAGUAGGUGGCGGCGGCGGCAUGCCACCGCACGGAGGCAUGGGCCCGGGGCCGGGCCAUCGACCACCGUCGAUGCACCCCGGCGGAGGAGGCGGAGGAAUGCUGGGACCAGGUGGAAUGAUGGGCGGCCCUCCGAUGGGCGGUGGUCCGAUGGGCGGAGGCGGUGGACAUAUGGGCGGCGGCAUGGGUGGAAUGGGCGGAAGUCCGAUGGGGUCACCCCACAUGAUGGGUCCGGGACCGAUGGGCGGAGGCGGUGGUGGCGGGAUGCCACCGAUGGGCGGUCCGAUGGGAGGCGGGCCGGGCCUGGGACCACCGGGGAAUGGGCCGAACGGCCCCAACCAUCACCACCACAUGGGCAUGUUCGGACCGAAACCGAUGCCCGUGACAUCCGGCAAGCUUUAUCCGCCCGACCAGUCGAAAGUGUUUAACCCGCAAAACCCAAACGCCCCGCCCAUCUACCCCUGCGGAGGAUGCCACAAAGAAGUGCAUGACAACGAUCAAGGCAUCCUGUGUGAAUCGGGUUGCAACUUUUGGUUUCAUCGGACGUGCAGUGGACUGACGGAGGCCGCCUUCAACCUGAUACACGCCGAGGUGUACGCCGAGUGGUGCUGCGACAAGUGUUUAAACUCCAAAAACAUACCGCUGGUCAAGUUCAAACCAUAG